AUGGCCAAAACCGCGCGGCUCAAAACCUCCAACAAAGCACCAUCCCCCCACUCCCGCGCCUCCCGCCGCGCCCCCCCUCCCACCCCCUCUUCCACCCUCGCCCCCACCCCGCCCAAAACCCCGGCACCGCCCCCGUCCCGAUCCGGCACCGUGCUCGCGCCCGGCCGCGUCGCGAAGGCGAAGGGGAACGGGAAGGGCAAGGUGCUGAAGCGGAAACAGAGGAUGCGGGUCGAGAGGGGCAAGGGGAGGGCGGAGGCUGUGGGGGAGAAGAGGGAGAGGAGGGUUGGGAUGGUUGAUUGGGAUGAGUUGAAUGCGGAGAUUGCGGGGAGGAAGGGGAAGGGGAAGGGGAAAAGGGAGGGUGAGGGUGUGGAUAUGGAUGUGGAUGUGGAUGUCGAUGGGGGAAAGGCGGGGUUGGAGGAUAAGGCGAGGGGAAAGGAUGGGAUGAAGGCUGUGGAGGAGGAGGAGGAGGAGAUACUGUGA
Molecule: messenger RNA, 480 nt
Organism: Letharia columbiana
Lineage: Eukaryota; Fungi; Ascomycota; Lecanoromycetes; Lecanorales; Parmeliaceae
Exons: 3
Coding region: 1-480 (159 amino acids)
Source: RefSeq, a predicted model, not a curated record